AUGGCUACUCCAAGCUUGUCUGAUAUCACUUUCUCUUUGCAGAUCUGUGGACUUGUAUACAAACUCGUCAACCCAUAUGGUAUACGGGCUGCGACUUCCUUCCUGACCAAACGAGCCUAUGUAUUUUUAUCCAUUCUCUUGCGCGGGAAUCGAAGUAAUGGUGAUCGGUAUAGAAUGGCGGCUUACUUUGCGCCAUCGCCAUCGAGGAAUGUUAUGGAUGAACAGGUUGCAAGAUCGCUAGCCAUCGAUCAAAUGCUGACCUGA
Molecule: messenger RNA, 264 nt
Organism: Plenodomus lingam JN3
Lineage: Eukaryota; Fungi; Ascomycota; Dothideomycetes; Pleosporales; Leptosphaeriaceae
Source: RefSeq, a predicted model, not a curated record